Messenger RNA from Balaenoptera musculus (blue whale), 571 nucleotides. Its product is annotated as calcitonin receptor-stimulating peptide 1. The coding region runs from base 111 to 494 and encodes 127 amino acids. The record is from RefSeq and is a predicted model, not a curated record. The transcript has 5 exons. Gene Ontology annotation, molecular function: calcitonin receptor binding; hormone activity. Gene Ontology annotation, cellular component: extracellular region. NCBI's taxonomy places the organism in Eukaryota, Metazoa, Chordata, Mammalia, Artiodactyla, Balaenopteridae.
UCGAGUGUCACUGCCACUUCUGCCACAGUGCCAUCGCCUGAAGCCAAAGCUACUGCCACUGCUCCCUCCUCUGCUCCAAGCCACCUGGUUCCUGCUGCCAGAGAGUCGUCAUGGGCUUCUGGAAGUUCCCCCCGUUCCUGGUCCUCAGCAUCCUGGUCUUGUACCAGGCAGGCAUGCUCCACUCAGCACCAUUCAGGUCGGCUUUUGAUAGUCGUUUUGAUCCUGCUACACUCAAUGAGGAGGAAUUGCGCCUCCUACUGGCUGCAAUGGUGAACGACUAUGAGCAGAUGAGGGCCCGUGAGCUGGAGAAGGAGCAGAAGACAGAGGGCUCCAGCAUCACUGCCCAGAAGAGAGCCUGCAACACUGCAACCUGCAUGACCCAUCGGCUGGCAGGCUUGCUGAGCAGAUCUGGGAGCAUGGUGAAGAGCAACUUGUUGCCCACCAAGAUGGGCUUCAAAAUCUUUGGUGGGCGUCGCAGGAACUUUUGGAUCUGAGCAGCGAAAUGAUUCUAGGAAGAAGGUCCCUAUGAAGCUGAACUCUACUUCUUUUAAUUUGCAAUGCAAGCAACUUA